UUGCAGUGUAGGUUAUAUUCUUCCUUGUGGAGUAAACCUUGCCAGGUUGCUAUGUUGACAAGAUGCUCUGAUCACUCAUGCAGCGGGAAGUGCUUUCCUGUUCCCGAAAGCCUCCUUGAUUGUGCAACUGUGCAGCCUUGCAUGCACAACUGUCUUGUCACCCAGCAUGAAGGAAGACACACAUAUCAGUUUUAUGUUUACUUCAAGCAACACUACCAUCUAAGAGCCAAUCCACUUCUCAGCAGCAUUGACCAUAUAUUCCAAGGUGACGCAGUCAUUAUGAGGGUUGGUGCUACUGACAGCUCUGUUGUGAAUAUGCGAGGCAGGGACAGUUCACUCACAGACUUCAUCAUGCAUCGGUAA
This is a messenger RNA of Suillus fuscotomentosus, 363 nucleotides long. RefSeq lists its product as uncharacterized. The record is from RefSeq and is a predicted model, not a curated record. Lineage: Eukaryota; Fungi; Basidiomycota; Agaricomycetes; Boletales; Suillaceae. The annotation marks the transcript as partial. The transcript has a single exon.